Molecule: messenger RNA, 846 nt
Organism: Mucor mucedo
Lineage: Eukaryota; Fungi; Mucoromycota; Mucoromycetes; Mucorales; Mucoraceae
Product: putative methyltransferase-domain-containing protein
Exons: 2
Coding region: 1-846 (281 amino acids)
Cellular component (GO): nucleolus
Molecular function (GO): rRNA (adenine) methyltransferase activity
Source: RefSeq, a predicted model, not a curated record
AUGGUAAAGAAACAAAAAAAGAAGCAACCGAUUACAAGUCGAGUACAACGGACCGACGCCAAAUUCAAACACUCGAGAGUAGAAACAGCACGACUAAUUCGACGCUUUCAUGUGCUGAAUAAAGAGUUGGCCAAGUGCCGAGCAGAACCAUGUGCAGCGUCCAGUGCUUAUGAGGGCGAGAUUUUGGCUGAAAUGGAGUCCAUGGGAGGACUUGAUUGGUACCAAAAGGCCUCACAAUUAGGUCAGAGUAAAGGAAGAGGAGGCGAUUCUUCCAAAUGGUUGAUUCAAACCUUAAAAGCACAUUGUAAUGUGGAUAGUGUAAAGAAACCUAUCAAGGUGUUGGAUAUUGGUGCUGUGGCACCAGAUAAUUAUAAGCCUUAUAGUGCAUGGAUCACAGCCAAACCUAUUGACUUAAAUCCACAACACCCUGAUAUUCAAAAGCAGGACUUUUUACAGAUGAAACCUACAGUGGAUAAGUUUGAUAUUGUUUGUUUGAGUUUAGUGAUUAAUUUUGUUGGCGAUCCCAAAGACCGAGGUCAAAUGUUGAUUCAUACACGGGAUUUCCUUAGUUUACCUUCAGUGACGGAUCGAUUACAUUACCUCUUUUUAGUAGUUCCUUUACCGUGUGUGGAUAAUUCGAGGUACAUGACACACGAGUAUUUAUUAGAGAUGAUGAAAUCGAUUGGGUAUAAAAAAUGCAUUCAACAUCAUUUUUCGAAUAAGCUUGCGUAUUAUUUAUUUGAACUGACAGAAGUACCGGAUACGAGCAAGAUUAGUUGGAAAAAGAAGAUUUUGCCUGGCAAGGAAGGUGGCGGACGAAAUAAUUUUGCUGUAGUUAUAGAAUAA